Molecule: messenger RNA, 738 nt
Organism: Purpureocillium lilacinum
Lineage: Eukaryota; Fungi; Ascomycota; Sordariomycetes; Hypocreales; Ophiocordycipitaceae
Source: RefSeq, a predicted model, not a curated record
AUGUUCCGGACUCUCGUCGCCUCAGAUGCAAAUGGGCUAAUGUUGACCAACGUUGGUCAACCACCAACCAUGGACCUCAGGAAUCUCGUCGCAUUUCUUUCCCUUGCGUCGACAGGGAUAGCUCAGAAAUGUUAUUGGCCGAACGGAAGCACCGCCGACAAUCUCCUCGCCUGCUCAGCCGGUCCAGACCCAGCGUACUCACCUUGCUGCUUCGAAGGGCAUUACGGGCUGUCAAAUGGGCUGUGCUUUAACCCACAGGGCAUGACUAUGUACCGGGCGGGCUGCACCGACAAGACUUUCAACUCACAAUCAUGCGCCUCGUAUUUGGGUGGUUCGCAAUCUGGUGUCUGGACAUGUGGCGACAACAAGUUCGCUUGCACGCCGCUUACGUGCAAUUCGGCCAACUUCACGGUGCCAGACUCGAAGAUACUGAGAAAUGCCGCACUACUAUUGGAUAUCGGACAACCCUCCACCACGACUGCCGCCACGACAGCGGGAGGAACUGCGACAGGAUCCGUGGCGACACACUCUGUGACAAGCUCUGCGAUGUCGAUAGCGGAACAAUGUGACGCGGCGGCUGGUGGUGUGUCUGCGGCGGGGGCUGUCGGUGUUGGCGUGGGAAUUGGGGCGCCUUUGACGCUUGCCACAGUUGGGCUCAUGGCGAUGUUUCUACGGGAGAGACGCAUAAGGAUGGCCAACGAAAGGCCCGGAACAGAUUCCAAGCUGCCCGGAGUUUGA